AUGAAUAAUAUCGACAAGGUCAGAGCUUUAAAAGAACGUCAACAAAACUGGAUGAGAGAAAGGGCAAGAGAAAAGGGAAGUAAAAAUGAUGAGGACUAUACUACUGGCGAUGAACACCCUUCUAAUUUUCAGCCAUCUCGAUCGAAAACAUACCUCAGUGAUGUAGGUAACCCUGAGAAUUCUCGGUUAAAUCCAGCUUCUGUCCAUAACGACAGCAGUGCUUUACUAGUUAAUUUACACACAUCAAAUCAGCGUGGUACAAAAGCGUACAGUUCAAAUAAUUCAUCGCAUGAUUAUGAGACUUUAGAGCUAAGAUGUGAAGUCCUCAAUGCGGAAAUUGAUAAUAUUCAUGAAAGUAUGAGUGAAUUAUCCUUGAGGCAAUCGCUACAAAUGAAGACUAUCAAAGGUAUUGAAAUUGAAAAGGAAACGAUCAGAGACAAGAUUGCCCAACUUGAAAAACAAUUGCAGGAUAAAGAUAAUGAAAUUCUUCAAUGCACAACAAAGUUCGAAGAUCUGGAAGUAGAACGAAGUAAAUAUGCUACUAAAAUUGAACUCAUCGAAAGGACCCUUACAGAGCUAGAAGCAAUAAAAGCCUCCAUAAAAUCAACGUCGCGCUAA
Molecule: messenger RNA, 618 nt
Organism: Trichoplax adhaerens
Lineage: Eukaryota; Metazoa; Placozoa; Uniplacotomia; Trichoplacea; Trichoplacidae
Exons: 1
Coding region: 1-618 (205 amino acids)
Source: RefSeq, a predicted model, not a curated record